GCCAGACAAUCUCUCCACGUUUUUCAUCAACUACGCCAAUAAUUUCUUAAGUUCGUGUCCCUGAAAGUUAUAUAAUCCACAGUCCUCAAUCAUAGUUAGUGUAAACAGAGAGUAAAAACAUUUAUCCUCAGUUUUAUUUAUGGAGGUGAUAAUGAUUAAUAAGAUAGGGUUUCAUGCCCUUCUUCUUCUUCUUCUUCUUCUUCUGCUACUCCUCAAUAACGGAGCAUCACAGUCCAUUGUCAAGUCUCUUCCGGGUUAUUCAGGCAAUCUGCCGUUCAAGCUCGAAACUGGAUACAUCGGCGUGGGAGAAAAUGAUGAAGUGCAGCUAUUCUACUAUUUCGCCGAGUCUCAAAACGAUCCCAGUACAGAUCCUCUUUUUAUUUGGUACACCGGUGGACCUGGUUGCACCGGAUUAUCCAGCCUCAUUUACGAAAUCGGUCCAUUCACUUUUGAUGUUGCAAAUUUUAAUGGAAGCUUCCCAUCUAUACUCCUAAAUCCAUAUUCUUGGACCAAAGUUGCCAGUAUUAUCUUUCUAGAUUUGCCUGUUGGUACCGGAUUUUCGUAUGCAACAACUUCACGAGGUUACUCUUCCUCGGACACCAAAUCAGCAAAAGAUAGUUACACGUUUCUUAGGAAGUGGUUAUUGCGUCACCCCAUGUUUAUCAAAAAUCCUUUAUAUAUUGCGGGCGAAUCCUAUGGAGGCAAACUUAUUCCCAUGGUUGCCAUGGAAGUAUUACGAGGAAAUGAAGCAGGAUUGCAGCCACCAAUGUCCCUCCAGGGAUACAUUUUUGGCAAUGGAGAAACGGUUAUAAUCGAUGAUUAUAAUUCGCGAAUUCCAUAUCUUCAUCGCAUGGCACUUAUAUCAGAUGAAUAUUUUGAGUCUGCAAAAACUAGCUGUGGUGAGAAAUAUUACGAUCAUGAUCCAAAUAAUCUGCAAUGUCUUCAUGCCCUUCAACAGAUCAAUAAGUGUAUAGAGAAUCUAAACCUAGUUCAUAUCUUGGAACCAAAUUGUGAAAAAUUUAAAGCAAGAAAGCCAGAUAAACUUGGAUGGGAUCGAUCAUUUUCAGAAGACGAUUCAAUUGACCACAUCCUACUCCCAUCAUCUAGACAAGAUCAACCGUGGUGUCGCGAACAUAAUUAUAUUCCGUGUGGUGUUUGGGCAAAUGAUCCAUCCGUCCAAGAAGCUCUUCAUAUUAGAACGGGAACGGUAACAGGCUGGAAAAGAUGCAAUCUCAACAUAUCAUAUGUACAGGAUGUUGAAAAUGUUCUUCCAUAUCAUGAAUUUUUCAGCAAGAGAGGAUAUGAAGUUCUAAUAUUUAGCGGUGAUCAUGACAUGGCUUGUCCAUAUGUGGGUACUUUAAAAUGGAUUCGCAUGCUCAAUUUGACCGUCAAAGAGAAUUGGAGACCUUGGAAUGUCGACGGCCAAGUCGCGGGAUACACAGAGAAGUACAAGAAGAAUGACUUCAAUCUCACAUUUGCAACAGUCAAGGGUGCUGGACAUACGUGUGCAGAGUACAAGCCUAAGGAAUGUCUUGCGAUGCUCCAACGGUGGAUGUCUCGACGUCCUUUAUAGGUAUGGAUAGAAGGGAAAGUUUUCGGAAUUCAUUUAUUAAACCAUUUUAGCAUCGUAGUCUCAAUAAAAUCAUGUGUUUUUAAGUUCAGCUAAUGAAACCUUUUAUUUUUAAGUACAAGUGUACAACUUGAAUUCAAUCGUAUUGAGCUUUAGAGGACUACAUUGAUUUGUAAAGUUAUGAAUUUGUUGAAUUUCGCCCAACUUCAAUUUGCUUAGGUUGAGUGGCAUGAAUUGAAUUAUA
Molecule: messenger RNA, 1814 nt
Organism: Olea europaea var. sylvestris
Lineage: Eukaryota; Viridiplantae; Streptophyta; Magnoliopsida; Lamiales; Oleaceae
Product: serine carboxypeptidase-like 18
Exons: 14
Coding region: 140-1573 (477 amino acids)
Biological process (GO): secondary metabolic process; proteolysis
Molecular function (GO): serine-type carboxypeptidase activity; acyltransferase activity, transferring groups other than amino-acyl groups
Source: RefSeq, a predicted model, not a curated record